AACCUCUAAGCUCAGCCCAAUGCCUCGUCUCUCACGCAAAACGUAUCUCUCAGCAGCCGUCAUUGUGUAAGCUCAUCUCGUCCCACGCGUAUCUAAAACUAGCUGGCCAUCAUGAGCAGGAGGCCAGUUCAAUCAUCACCCAUGUCGGCCGCAAGGUUCGCAAAGGACGAUGUGGACAAUGAGACAAAGUGGUGGCAGGAGUACCCAAGAAGCAACUAUGUCGAAAGAGCCCGGGCCCAGAACAUGUACGACAAUUAUAUCACAAAUAUAUGGAUGAAGCCAAAACAGCUGGCCCGCAGUGCUAGCUUCACCAAUUUGACUUAUGUAAAGGAUGCCGUUCACGACUAUCCCAUCAAGAAAUCCGAUUCUGUUUCGUCUCUUGCGCCAUCACUUGCCCUACCACAAUAUUGCAGAGAAGCUCAACGUAUAGUGCAUACCGUGCCGGUGUACAAGCCUCAUACGGACAACUGGUACAAUGGCAGCUAUUCCGCAGCCAGAUUCAGGGAUACACACAAUGAAAUAAGCCGUCCCUACAAACCUGCUGUGCAUUACGUGACUCCAGCAUCAUCGCAUGUGCCAUAUUAUACUUUCCAGACAAAGAGGAUCUUUUUCAAUGAGAAACUGAGAAACAAUCAACCGUACCUAGCUGAAUCGCAGAAGUAUUUGGAUCGCUAUGUUGGAGCAAGACUUAAGGCUGAUGACUUUGCUAAUCGCUUCGCAUAUUCCGCGUAUGAAUGGAGAAAGCCACAGGAUCACGCGUUCAACAGACACUUCAUGUAUGAUCAAGGAGUCACAGCGUUUACACCUACCGGAAAUCCUGUAUCCUUCUAUGACAAGCAGGCAUUGCGAAGAUUGUACAAGUUGACCGGACGAUUCUACUUCUAAUCCUCUUCCUACUUCUUUCAGUACUUUCUCACCCCUAGACUUUCUUUCUAAUUCCUUUACUUGCUCAUGAAUGGGAUGCUGCCGCUAGUAUCUGUAUCGGUCCCAAAUGUUUUGUACGUUAUCAAAGAUUAUUGUUUAUAUUUGUCAGUGGUAAGAUAUCUGGAGAAAGCUCGAAGAAUGGAAGAGGUUAAUACAUGCACUUUACUAUCAAAUGAGCGAAAUUUUAAUAGUGGUCAAGAAUGACUACAUUCUGUCGAAAUUCUCAAUUUGCCUUUCACUGAAACUAUGAGAAUGGUGU
Messenger RNA from Cylicocyclus nassatus, 1183 nucleotides. Lineage: Eukaryota; Metazoa; Nematoda; Chromadorea; Rhabditida; Strongylidae. The record is from the annotation of a GenBank genome assembly.